UUCAUUAGUUAAAAAGGAUUAAAAAAAAAACCGUUCCUUCCUUUUCCUGAUUAUCCUGUAUAGUACUCGGACGUACUCCAUUCCUGACGUUAAGGAAUCUCUCUGGUAAUCGUGUAUUUAUAGAGAGCAAGGAGCAAAAUGAAUACUAGUAAAGUGGCCAAUACUCCAAAGCGCAAAACACCUAAUUCAGCAAAAAAGAAAGGGAGUGCUGUAAAAGCACAAGUUGAUACACCCCGGCCAGUUCUGUCUGCUAAGAAAGUCCUAUCUGCUAAGAAACAAAAUGGUCUUAAAUCAGCUGCAACACCAAAGUCCAAAAAUGUGACUACAAAGACACCACCCAAGUCAAAUAAAAAGAAACCUGUUGCAAAAAAAGAUGAGGAAGAAGAUGAUGAUGAAGAGGAGGAGGAGGAUGAAGAGAUGGAUGUUGAUCACAUAAAGGAACUUGUCAUGGCAUCAGAUGAUGACGACGAUGAGGAUGAUGAUGACGACGAUGAUGAGGAGGACGAUGAGGAUGAUGAUGACGACGAUGAGGAUGAUGAUGACGACGACGAUGAUGAUGAAAUAGAUGAAAAGGAUCUGGAAGCAAUGCUUAAAGCAAUCCGUGGCAAAGAGACUAAGAAGGCAGCUACCCCUGCCAAGACCCCUAAAGAGGAGAAAGCUAAGAAAACCGCGACAGCUACUCCUGCCAAGACACCUAAAGCUGGUAAGGGUAAAGAUACAGCAGCAAAAACACCCAAGAAAACAGAGGAGGUUACUCCAGCCAAAACACCAAAAGGUGGCAAAGCUAAAAAGACAGAGGCAGCCACCCCUGCCAAAACACCAAAGGCUAAGAAAACAGAGACAGCCACUCCUGCCAAACAAGCAGAAACUGGACAAAAGGAUCUUACUGAAAACCUACAAGAAGCAUAUCAAGAACAGCUGAAGUCCUUUAAUGAAAGGAACAAACGAACACUUUUUGUAAAACAGCUUCCCGCAAAAAUCACAGGAGAUGAAAUUUCUAAAUUAUCAAGUGAUAUAUUAGUAGUCAGAACGAGGAGAUCCCGAGAUUCAUCAGUAUAUGCUUUUGUAGAAUUUAAAGAUCAAGCAACUGCACAGAAAAACUUUAAGGUACUUUCAGAAUGUAAAUUUGAUGGCAAACCAAUAUUUGUUGAUUUUGCAUCUACAAAAAGUACGUCUGAGGGUCCAAAAACUAAAAUUGGAAAGCUUGAUCCCAAGAAAUUGUACAUAACUGGUUUCCCUCAAAAGACAACAUUAGAAGAUUUGCAAAAGGUACUUCCGAAUGCCCAAGUAACCUUACCAGUCAAGUUGGCAUCAAAUUUGCCUUUAGGAUAUGCAUUUGCUAAGUUUGAAACACCUGAAUUGUGUUCUGAAGCAUUGAAACAGAUCCAGGGCAAAGUAGUUAAUGACACUCCUUUGAUAGCACUCUAUGCAAAAUUAGUACCAGUAUCAAAAGAAUUGAAGAGGAAAAUCGAGAAACCUAAAGGAGAUCCUGCUGCCAAGAAAAAAAAACUGGAUCAAGCGAAGGAGGAGGAGGAGGAUGAGGAAGACGAGGAGGAGGAUGAUGAGGAAGACGAGGAGGAUGAUGAUGAUGAGGAAGACGACGAUGAUGACGAGGAGGAGGAUGAUGAUGAGGAAGACGAGGAGGAGGGAGAAGAAUAAUUGAGAGAACACACCAUCUUUUGAAAGUCAUUUCUAUAACCUUCAUUAACAUUCUCUUUACUGCAACUAAGAGCAGAGCUGUAUUUACAAUCAUAUACUCAUUACAGGAUUAAAACAUUUUAUAUGUAUAUAUAUUGCCACUCA
Molecule: messenger RNA, 1803 nt
Organism: Octopus sinensis (East Asian common octopus)
Lineage: Eukaryota; Metazoa; Mollusca; Cephalopoda; Octopoda; Octopodidae
Product: nucleolin
Exons: 11
Coding region: 139-1659 (506 amino acids)
Molecular function (GO): RNA binding
Source: RefSeq, a predicted model, not a curated record